AUCAUGCUCACAACAGCGCCAGCCCAUCAUCUCUGUGGAAACUGAUUGACAGACUGCAUCAAUACCAUUCAAAGGCAUGGAUUCCCUCAUGGCCGGCGGUGAAAAGUUAACAUUUACCGAAGUUGACCUCUCUGGUGAUUAUGAUGGGGAUUAUAAUGAGACCUACAGUGACAUGUGCUGUUCUACUGCUGGUGUGUGCAGCAUGGAGGGCAUGCGUUUUGACGCUGUGUUCCUCCCCAUAUUCUACUCCCUGACACUGGUUCUUGGGCUGCUGGGCAAUGGGCUGGUACUUUUGGUUCUGGUACAGAGGAGACGGAGCUGGAGCGUGACAGACACCUUCAUCCUGCACCUGGGCAUGGCCGACACUCUGCUGCUGCUUACGCUGCCCCUCUGGGCUGUUCAGGCCGCUGGGGAAUGGAGCUUCGGGACCCCCCUCUGCAAGAUCACUGGAGCCAUGUUCACAAUCAACUUUUACUGUGGCAUCUUCCUGCUGGCCUGCAUCAGUCUGGACCGCUACCUGUCCGUGGUCCACGCGGUCCAGAUGUACUCUCGCAGGAAGCCCUGGAUGGUGCAGGCCAGCUGCAUGUCUGUGUGGCUCCUCUCACUCCUCCGCUCCAUCCCCGACUGGCACUUCCUGUAGUCUGUGAGGGACGCCAGACGAGACAAAGUGGAGUGUGUCCACAACUACCCGUCCCUCUCCCAGUCUGGGUUUGACUGGCGCCUGGCCUCCCGCCUGCUCUACCACACGGUGGGCUUCCUCCUCCCAUCUGCAGUGCUACUCUUCUGCUACUCCUGCAUCCUGCUGCAGCUGCAACGCGGCUCCCAGAGCCUCCAGAAGCAGAGGGCCGUCCGGGUCAUCCUGGCCCUGGUGCUGGUCUUCUUCCUCUGCUGGACGCCCUACAACAUCACCCUCAUGGUGGAC
This is a messenger RNA of Salmo salar (Atlantic salmon), 922 nucleotides long. Its product is annotated as C-X-C chemokine receptor type 3. Gene Ontology annotation, molecular function: C-C chemokine receptor activity; C-C chemokine binding; C-X-C chemokine receptor activity. Gene Ontology annotation, cellular component: external side of plasma membrane; membrane. Gene Ontology annotation, biological process: G protein-coupled receptor signaling pathway; calcium-mediated signaling; cell chemotaxis. NCBI's taxonomy places the organism in Eukaryota, Metazoa, Chordata, Actinopteri, Salmoniformes, Salmonidae. The record is from RefSeq and is a predicted model, not a curated record.